Gigantopelta aegis is the source of this 2028-nucleotide messenger RNA. RefSeq lists its product as uncharacterized. NCBI's taxonomy places the organism in Eukaryota, Metazoa, Mollusca, Gastropoda, Neomphalida, Peltospiridae. The transcript is spliced from 4 exons. Bases 76 to 798 code for a protein of 240 amino acids. The record is from RefSeq and is a predicted model, not a curated record.
CCGUAACACGUCGGGCGUUUAUGACGUCACACUUAACAAUAAGCGAUAUUUCCCACAUUUUGGAAACAUGUAAGAAUGAUAUUUCAUAAAAAGUUUUAUAUCUAUGUAAUUAUAUUAUUUGUAUUGCUUCCAUUACUUGAUCAGGAUCUUAAUUUUCGUGUGUCAGAGAAACCAGUCACUCUAACCAAUCAAACGAAGGAAUCAACUUCACCUGAAUGUGAAACAAAGUUGGGUCAAGAAGAAAGUGUCAUCCCUAUAAAGAAUUAUCUUUUGAGGUUAUCAGGCGUCUUCGUUUUAAACAUAGGAGUGACAUAUCUUUGCGUUUUCACUCUGAGGAGAUACAAAGUGAAGUAUAAUAUAAAGAAUCCGGUUAAUCCACAAUCGGCCAUAUCUUCGACAUGGCGGUUCUUCCAGAAAAUAUGCGCGACUGCUGCUUCUGCUACUGCUACUCAUGACGUCACAUGGUCAGACGUGGAUUUAGAUACCGAAACAACUUGGAACAACUCACAGCUGGCUGUAGUCGGCCAGGCAUCAAGAUCUUCCUCGGCCCACCACAUGAACUACCCAGAGUGGGUCAUGGUCCCGGACUCUUCUUGUGAAGGAGGGGUGAUGUGGCACAGAGAGGUAGAGAUGGCAGAGAGGGCCGGGAAUCUCGAGCACGCCCUGGACGACUGCCCUGACUGGGCGAGGGUCGAUCUCGUCUCGCAGACUGAGACCCACUCUGUCGACUUUCCACCUCCUCUCUUUGAUGUUUUGGAUUUGUAUCAAACGUUACCAACAAUUUACGAGAAGGAUUGAGUUAAUUGUGUGGUUGUGGCCUAUUAUAGGCCCCAUGUGAUUAUUUUAUAAGGGAGUAGUGAUUGAGGUUGAUGUCCUUCAAUCACUAGCUCCGUCUGUUGUGACAGUAUGCAGUUGUGUAUGCAUGAAUAUUUUUUUCCCACCUUUCUGCACUCCGUUUUUCCGUCCUGGCUGCCGCUCCUAUUCCCUCCCCGAGACACUUUGUUUGUAAAUACAGGUGUUAUGUUGGUAUGGAUGUGUACAUGUGUUUGUGUGUAUGCAUGUGCUUAUGUUGAAUGUGUUAUUUUAUUUUAUUUAUUUCAUUGUUAGUGUUGACCACCCUGUUACAAUUUGUAUGAGAGAGAGAGAGAGAGAGAGAGAGAGAGAGAGAGAGAGAGAGAGAGAGAGAGAGAGAGAGAGAGAGAGAGAGAGAGAGGGAUGGAGAGAGAUAGAGCACUCGUGUACAUUCAUGGCUGUCUUUGUAUCCAUUUAGCCAACAUAUUGGUAUAAGCGAACUCACUGAGCCAAAUUUAUAAAGUCUGUUUGAGUGUUUUUCGCGUGUAACAUUUACAAAGAACAGCCUGCGAUUAAGAAAAGCGGGCUUCGUAAAUUAGACUCACUGUGUUUAUAUUUGUGUAUGUCUGCCUAAUGGUGAGAUAUAAAGAGUAACAUGCUGUCCCCUCGCAUUUAUAUGGCACAGAAUUGUUCUAAACUGCAAGGAAUUGUGCUAAUGUAUACACCAAAGCUAUGACGUAUGCAAUUAUUCUGUCACACAUGUGAUUAUGGUAUGGAAGCUAAGAUGAAUGUUUUGGAAUUAAUUUUAGGAAAACAUGUGCCAGACAUUAUUGCAAACAGAAAAGGGCUAUUUCAUUAUUAUUCGAUUAUAUUCAUACCUACCAUCUACAUAUUAAAUUGAAAUAAUUUAUAACCACCCACAAAAUAUAUUUUGAUUUAACAUGCAUCAUGUAUAAAAAAUUAAAACAAAAACCCCACAAAAAGCAAAAAAAAAAAAAAAAAAAGAGUUGAAAAAGUCUACUUGUAGAGAAACAUCCUUUAAAAUAUGCUUGAAUAUGAUGAUGGUAUACUCCACCAUAAACUUUGUAAAUUAACAAAGCAUAAAAACAAACUCAAAAUCGGAGGCUACAUCAAGUAUACAAUGCAACUCAAUUUGUUCUGUUAUUGUUGUGUGUAAUAGAAUGUAGUACCACUCUUUUGUACUGUAUUCAUAAAUGAAAUGAAUUUGUAAUCAUG